This is a messenger RNA of Triticum turgidum subsp. durum (durum wheat), 798 nucleotides long. The record is from the annotation of a GenBank genome assembly. NCBI's taxonomy places the organism in Eukaryota, Viridiplantae, Streptophyta, Magnoliopsida, Poales, Poaceae.
AUGCCGCCGCCGCCCGUCAUCGACCGCACGCUCGUCGCUGAUCCCAGGGGACUCUACGACAUCUACUCCAAAGGAAUGCCGAGCGACGGCAGUGAGAUCGAGUUCGUGACCAGCAGCGUGUCCUCUGUUCCCGACGGCCAGCUCGUCGCCACAUUCACGCUGACUCAAGAGCUCCUAACUGCCAUCAAGGACGCGCUUGCCGGAGAGGCGGCCAAGCACGGUGCACCGUCGCGCAGAUACUCAUCCAUGCUCAGCGCCUACAGCUUCAUCUGGUCCUGCUACUGCCGAGCCAAAAAUGAACAAAACCAAACAAAAACAACCCACCUCCUUUUCUCCGUGGAUCACCGGACCCGGUUGAAGCCGCCAGUCCCUGCCAAAUACUUCGGCAACUGUUGUAGCCCGGCCAUCGCCGCCGCGCGCCACGACAAGCUCGCGGCAGCCGGCACGGGAGGUCUUUUCACGGCGUUCACGGCGAUCGCGGGCGCGCUGGAGGAAGAGGUGGGCGAGGGUUCGCAGGAGAGGUGGGACGGAUGCAUCGAGAGGGUGAAGGAAGCCGCGAAGGCCGGCAUGGUGUUUGUGGUGGGGUCACCCAAGUUCCGCGUGUAUGACAUCGACUUUGGUUUCGGGCGGCCGGUGAAGGUGGUGGCCAUGUCUGCGACUGCCACCGGCUCGAUGCCGGUGGCAGAUGCGCAUGACGGUGGUGGCGGUGUCGAGGUGGCGCUCUCGUUUCUGGCGGACGGCAUGGAGAAUUUUCAACGGUGCUUUGUCGAAGCCAUGCGCGCCAUCGGGAUGCAAUAA